This is a messenger RNA of Triticum turgidum subsp. durum (durum wheat), 348 nucleotides long. Lineage: Eukaryota; Viridiplantae; Streptophyta; Magnoliopsida; Poales; Poaceae. The record is from the annotation of a GenBank genome assembly.
AUGUCGUCCAUCGGCUCCUCUAACAUUGGCUUCCAGCUGCUGAAGAAGUCCGGGUGGAAGGAGGGCACCGGCCUCGGUGCGCAGGAGCAGGGGCGUUUGGAACCAGUAGAAACUCGUGUCAAGAACAACAAACGCGGUUUAGGUUCCAAAGAACCAAAGCCAAAGCCAAAGGUUGAGGAUGAUGUUGAAACAGCUCCUAGUAAAAGACCCAAGCAGGAUGCGCCGGUAACGAAGAAGGCAAAGUUGGCCGCAAAGAGGAUACGGAAGAUGCAGGAAGAGGAGAAGAAAGCACAAGAGAGGGAAUUCGAAAUUGCUUUCUUCAGGGAAUUUUGGCCUGAUAAUGUAUAA